ACUCUACAACAUAGCACGAUCUUAUCACUAUCUUAGAACACUACACUUCACCAAACGUAACCUCACACACCAUCUACAAAUUAAUAUCUUAUUCCUCUCUUUUCUUUUCUCACCUACACUACAAAUUCAGACACUCUCCCUUCAAACCACCAACAACGAAAGACCAUGUCGGUGAAGGAGUGCGACCACCACAAGGGAAAGAAGAGGAAGAACUUCCAGCGAGUCUUCUGGUGCAUAGUGGUCUUCCUCUUCCUUGUCUUGCUCGCUAUUCUUCUCAUAUGGGCAAUCCUCAGACCCACCAAACCUACCUUCACUCUUCAAGACGUCACCGUUUACGCCUUCAACGCCACCGUCGCCAACUUCUUGACAUCCAGUUUCCAAGUCACGCUCAUCUCCCGCAACCCUAACGACCACAUCGGAGUCUACUACGACCGCCUCGAAACCUACGUCACUUACCAGAGCCAGCAGGUGACCUUCCGCACCUCCAUCCCUCCCACCUAUCAGGGCCACAAAGAGGUCAACGUUUGGUCUCCGUUUGUCUACGGCACCAACGUCCCCGUCGCACCCUUCAACUUCCAAGGCCUCAGCCAGAACCAGGCUGCGGGUACCGUCCUCAUCACCGUCAGAGCUAACGGCAGGGUCCGCUGGAAGGUCGGCACCUUCAUCUCCGGCCGCUACCACCUCUACGUCCGCUGCCCCGCCUUCAUCUCCUUCGGCGCCCGCACCAACGGCAUCGUCGUCGGCGAAAACGCCGUCAAAUUCCAGAUCAUCCAACGUUGCUCCGUCAGCGUUUAAACUCGCCGCAAAAAUUUACCAACUCAUUCUCUAACACACUCUUUCAAACACACCUUUUCAUCGGAAAAAACUUACAUACAGUAUUAUGAAUACCAUUGAUGUUGUUCUUCGAUUGUGGUCGGAGUUUCACCUUUUACAAUGCAUUUACAUUGAAAAACAACAUCAACAAUACUGUAAACAAGUUUUACCCUUUUAUUACCACCAAAAAAAAAAACUAAAUUUAGUGAUGUACAUUAUUUUACAUCAAUAAUUUAGUGACGAGCUUUCAAGAAAACAUAAGCACAAAAUUUCGUCACUGAUUUUAAAAUUUUUUGAAAAUAUCACAAUUUUACUGUCUCUUAACAUGUUGAAGAUGUUACGGUAUAUAUUUCGAUCAAUGAAAGAAUAAUGAAGAGUGUGUUAAAAGAAUGUAUUAGAAAUAUGUUGGUAAUGUUCUCCCUUAGUGUAUUUUUAUACGUAUGUAUGUAUUCUUCCUCUGUUUUUACUGUACGUAAAGUCGUGUAUGAAUUGGUCACUAGAUGUUUGUCUUCUACUUUUUGCUAUGUGAAACAGAUCAAAGAGUCGGAUAUAGCAAAACUACCAGAUGCAAAAAGGAGAUUAAAAGUAAGUUGAGGUACGAUGGCAAUAAAAUUUCUUGUUUCAAUUUGGAUAAGAAAGAGAGUGAUGAAGCAUGGAUGGAUUCUGAGUCAUUA
Molecule: messenger RNA, 1487 nt
Organism: Vigna umbellata (rice bean)
Lineage: Eukaryota; Viridiplantae; Streptophyta; Magnoliopsida; Fabales; Fabaceae
Product: NDR1/HIN1-like protein 1
Biological process (GO): defense response to other organism
Cellular component (GO): plasmodesma; plasma membrane
Source: RefSeq, a predicted model, not a curated record